Molecule: messenger RNA, 2307 nt
Organism: Microthlaspi erraticum
Lineage: Eukaryota; Viridiplantae; Streptophyta; Magnoliopsida; Brassicales; Brassicaceae
Source: the annotation of a GenBank genome assembly
AUGGCCAACAAAACUCAAGUACCGAUCAUCACAUUCUCUGCAACAAGCCCUCUUUUGACAUCCAUCAACAACCCUUACUUCGUCCGAGCCACUCUCGACGACUCACUUCAUGUCGACGCCAUUGCAGCCGUUGUGAAAUACUUCGAGUGGAGAAGCGUCGUGGCCAUGUAUGUGGACAACGUUUUAGGUAAUGGAAUCAUGCUUCACUUGUCUGACGCGUUACAAGACGUGAAAGUCUAUAGGAGUGUGAUCUCUCUGGAGGCUACCGAUGACCAGAUAUAUAAGGAACUUAAUAAGCUCAUGACGGAGCAGACGAGGGUAUUCGUUGUCCACGUUGCAUCAAGUCUCGGAUUCCGAGUUUUGCAGAAAGCUAGAGAGAUCGGAAUGAUGGAGGAAGGGUACGUGUGGAUACUAUCAAACGGAAUAACAGAUAUGUUGAGAUAUAACAGUCGUGGCUUGGAGACUGUGCAGGGCGUGUUAGGUGUGAGGACUCAAGUCCCCCAAACAAAAGAGCUUAAAUAUUUCCGCACGAGAUGGAAGAGGAAGUUCGUGAAGGAGAAUCCAUCGAUGGAGGAUAAUGAAAAUGGAGAGCCAAACGUUUUCGCGCUAUGGGCCUAUGAUUCGAUCACUGCAUUGGCCAUGGCUGUGGAGAAAACAAACAGAAAGAGCUUGAGUUAUGGUAAUGGGAAUGCCUUGUCAAACAACAAGACAGAUUUAGGAACCCUAGGACUCGAGUCAUCAACGUUUGAGAUCAUUAAUGUCGUUGGAAAUAAAGAGAAUAUUAUUGGAUUCUGGAGCCCAAGCAAUGGACUCGUGAAUGCAAAGUCAAACAACACUAUAAUGUUAGGGGAGGUGAUAUGGCCUGGAAAGUCGACACUUAGACCAGCAGGUUGGCAGAUUCCGACAAACGGUAAGAAGCUUAGAGUGGGGGUUCCAGUGAAGAAAGGAUUCUUGAAUUUGAUAGAGGCCGAAAUAAUAGAACCGAGCAAUAACACAUUAACGAUCCCAAAGGGUUACACCAUAGACAUCUUUGAAGCUGCUCUUAAGAAGUUGCCAUACUCAGUCAUUCCUCAAUACAUCCGUUUGGAGUAUGAUGAGUACAACAAUUGUGUCUGUCAACUCAGAAACGGGAAGUUGGAUGCACUCGUUGGAGAUGUAACAAUCACAGCGGACCGGUCUUUGAAUGCUGACUUCACGAUACCGUUCACAGAGUCUGGAGUUUCUAUGAUGGUGCCACUGAGAUACAAUGAGAUCAAGAACAUAUGGGUAAUCAAUGACGACUUCCGUGGACCGCCUCACCACCAGAUUGGCACUAGUUUCUGGUUCUCCUUCUCUACCAUGGUCUUUGCCCACCGUGAGAAGGUGGUAAGCAACUUAGCAAGGUUUGUGGUGGUUGUGUGGUGCUUUGUGGUGCUAGUGCUGACUCAAAGCUACACAGCGAAUCUCACAUCUGUCCUGAUGGUAAAACGACUACACCCAACGGCGACAACUGUGGAAGAUCUCAUUAGAAAUGAGAAGCCUGUAGGGUACCAACGCGGUGCUUUCGUUAAAGAUAUUCUACAAGAUUUGAAAUUUAGUGAAACUCAGCUCAAGCCUUUUGAUUCCGCCGAAGAGUGUGACCAGCUCUUUUCCAAUGGGACAAUUGUGGCAGCUUUCGACGAAGUGGCCUACCUUAAGGCUAUCAUUUCUAAGAACUGCUCCAAAUACGCCAUGGUUGAGCCUUUCUACAAAACUGCUGGUUUUGGCUUCGCAUUUCCCAAGAAUUCACCUCUGACGGAUGAUUUCUCAAGGGCUAUCUUAAAUGUGACUCAAGGCGAAGAAAUGGAAAUCAUCGAGAACAAAUGGUUCAAGAAAGACGGUGACUGUCCUGAUCCAAGGACCGCUCAUUCGUACCGUCUCAGCCUCAGUAGCUUCUGGGGUCUAUUUUUAAUAGCAGGCAUUGCUUCGUUCUUGGCAUUUCUUGUCUUUGUUGCCCUCUUCUUGUACGAACACAGGCACACUCUAUGUGAUGCUUCCGAAGGUUCCUUGUGGAGAAAGCUAAAGUUUUUGUUCAGAAUCUUGGAUGAGAAGGACAUGAAUUUGCAUACGUUCAAGAACAAUGCCGUUCAUAAUGUGAUUUCACCAAUAACUCAGUGCACUUCGAGCCCUUCGACUGUGCAGAUGACCAGACCAUGGCCACGUAGCAUGUCAUUAAACAGGAAUUUUGAGCUAAGAAGGGUCUCUUUAUUCAUGAGCGAAGAACGUUUCACAACGCUACCGAAACAUGAUGAAAAUGGAGAAUCUGAUAUCGAAUCUGGAGCUAAAUGA